This is a messenger RNA of Echinostoma caproni, 537 nucleotides long. The record is from the annotation of a GenBank genome assembly. Lineage: Eukaryota; Metazoa; Platyhelminthes; Trematoda; Plagiorchiida; Echinostomatidae.
AUGUUCAAAGGCAGUGUGAAUCCUAGUAGAUUGCGCAUUAAAGUAGCUGGCGAAGAGGUCCUCGAGAAACAACUGCCAGGACAGCCGUACACGUUUGCGGAUCACAAAGAUUGUAAUAAAAGAUCUAAGAUGGCAGAAGAUACUUCGAAAGAUCAGCAUGCGUCUUACGGCUCGGCUCCGUUUUCCGCUCCUGUGAAUUCACUGGUCUUCAGUGAACCCGUUUGUAUAUUUUGUGGUAUGGGAAGCAAAGUCAAAUUUGGUCAAGGUGAUCUCGCACGUUUUCACACUCUGGAAGAAGUAUCUGAUCCACCGGCGUGGUUUAAUGAUCUCAGAAAGUCUUUGCUCGAGAAACAGGAACGAGCUCAAAUAAAUUUUCAAGGUACUCGACCGCUGCAUGGUUCCCGACGAGGCCAUCACGGUAUCACACAAAUUGCUUCCUGGUCUCCGUUACUUACGGAUGGCUCCAAUCUAUUUGUUGGUCCGCAUUUGUCGCUUGAUGGUGCGCGACGAAUUAAAGAACAAAAGAGUUUGAGGUAA